CGUACCCGUACCUGCUAAGUGUGACCGCUAGGCUCGGAAUAGUGCGCACGCGCCAUUCUUUCACAUGGUAUGUGUCCUUAUUCUAGCUGCGGUUGCGGCAGCGGUGGCGGUCGUUCUAGUCCUAAGACUAUGGAUAGUGUUUCGGUCCCACGAUGUUACGCCCCGGGAGUCUCUCAGUCUUUUGGUAGUGGCUGGGUCCGGUGGGCACACCACAGAGAUCCUGAGGCUACUUGGGAGCUUGUCCAGCGCCUACUCACCUAGACAUUAUGUCAUUGCUGACACUGAUAAAAUGAGUGCCAAUAAAAUUAAUUCUUUUGAACGAAAUCGAGCUGAUAGAGACCCUGGUACCAUGCAUAGAGAAUAUGUCAUUCACCGAAUUCCAAGAAGCCGUGAAGUUCAGCAGUCCUGGCUUUCCACAGUGCUCACCACGUUGCACUCCAUGUGGCUCUCCUUUCCCCUCAUUCACCAAGUAAAGCCAGAUCUGGUGUUGUGUAAUGGACCAGGAACGUGUGUUCCUAUCUGUGUAUCUGCCCUUCUCCUUGGAAUACUAGGAAUAAAGAAAGUGAUCAUUGUCUACGUUGAAAGCAUCUGCCGAGUAGAAACUUUAUCCCUCUCUGGAAAGAUUCUGAUUCAUCUCUCCGAUUACUUCAUUGUUCAGUGGCCGACUCUCAAAGAGAAGUAUCCCAAAUCUGUGUACCUUGGACGAAUUGUUUGACAAAUGAAAAUUUACAUGUGUAGAAUUUGGCAGUCAACAAUAUUUACUAUGAUAUGUUUACUGUAAAGGCUUGUGAAAGUCCUGAGAAUUAUUGAUGGUCAGAAGUAAAACAAAAAAAUGUGCAAAUAAAUCAGUGAAGAAAUUGAAUCUUCUCUUAUAAAAUAAACAUUACUACACAGUACUCAUCAACUGUUUAUUUCUUUAUACUCCAAAUUUCUUUUCUAGAUAAAAGUAUGUUUCACUAUCUGUAAGCUUUUUUUUUUACUAUUUCAGUAGUAUUUUUUAAACCUAAAUAUAGAGUUUAUGUGAUUAGUAACAUUUCCUGUUCUACAGCUUUAAAAAAAAACAAUAUUCUCCAUUGUAAAAAGAAAUGAAAAUAAAGAAAGGUAUUUCUUAGUUUUUGUUCAGAUACAACAGGCUUUAUUUCCUGUAUGGAAGCAGUGAUGUCCCCAGUGAAUUAUCUCAGCAUAAAGGAAACAGUUAUAUUAAAUUGGCUACAUGACAGUUUGCACUGUACUUGCUUCCAGAACCUUGAGCAUAACAAGUAUCUUUUCAUUCUUCAGUCUUGCUUUAUGAGUAGCUGGCUUCGAUCCAAUGUUGUUAAAAUAAAAGGUGACCACUGUCAUGGAGAAAAACUUAUCAGGAAUCUAAACUCUUAAAACAUUAA
Molecule: messenger RNA, 1382 nt
Organism: Fukomys damarensis (Damara mole-rat)
Lineage: Eukaryota; Metazoa; Chordata; Mammalia; Rodentia; Bathyergidae
Gene: Alg14
Product: ALG14 UDP-N-acetylglucosaminyltransferase subunit
Exons: 4
Coding region: 65-715 (216 amino acids)
Biological process (GO): dolichol-linked oligosaccharide biosynthetic process
Cellular component (GO): UDP-N-acetylglucosamine transferase complex
Source: RefSeq, a predicted model, not a curated record